This is a messenger RNA of Emiliania huxleyi CCMP1516, 570 nucleotides long. RefSeq lists its product as hypothetical. Gene Ontology annotation, biological process: regulation of transcription by RNA polymerase II. Gene Ontology annotation, molecular function: DNA-binding transcription factor activity, RNA polymerase II-specific; RNA polymerase II cis-regulatory region sequence-specific DNA binding. The transcript has 3 exons. Bases 1 to 570 code for a protein of 189 amino acids. Lineage: Eukaryota; Haptophyta; Isochrysidales; Noelaerhabdaceae. The record is from RefSeq and is a predicted model, not a curated record. Gene Ontology annotation, cellular component: CCAAT-binding factor complex.
AUGAACACACCAGUGAGGGAGGGCGAGACGAUAGGGGUCCCGUACCAUGCGGAAUCGACCCUAUCAAGUGCUCAAGUGGUCAAGUGUUAUCUAUCUCCGCGAGUCUCGAUCAAAACUGGCCGCUCAGACGAAAGCAAAGCGGAACGCGUCGAAACGAUUGCGAGCUUGCCCGAGUGGUCGUUUCGUCCAAAGAUGGCGUCCGUGCAGGAUCGACCAAAAGGGGGCGCGAGGAAGGUCGUGGUUGCCACGCUCGUCCAGACGGAGCUGGUCGAGUGGCGAGAGAUCAACCCGAAGCAGUAUAAGCGCAUCCUGAAGCGUCGCGUUGAGCGUGCCACGAACGAGCACAUCCGACCGCACCUGCCUCGCCAGCCGUAUCUGCACGAGUCACGGCACCGGCACGCCGUCAACCGGCAGCGCGGCCAAAAGGGCCGAUUCGCCAACCGCGCGCCCGCCGCGCCCGUCCGAGAGCAGCUCGAGGCGCUCGACUUUCUGAACGAGCAGCCUUACGAAAAGGAGGCGGUGGACGCCUCGUCGGGAGCAUCGCGACCGGAAUCGGCAGAACUCAUGUGA